AUGGGACGGAUGCCAGGAGAUUCACGUCAUGCAGAAGAAGAUCGGAGUAUGAAGAGGUCUGGAGAGAAGUAUAGGAAGAGAAAAAAAAAAGGCCCAGAAAGGAUGUCUACCGGAGCACCUGAACGCCUUGGUAUAUAUCGUGAUGCCGACAAGGAAAUGGAAGAGCCAGAAGAGAAACGGAUCGAGAGAGAGAGAGACAGGUGGGAAAGGAAAGGAAGAGGUAGUAUUGGUAUCAAGAUGGAAAAUGAGUCGGUCAAGAGGGUUUGGGUAGAAGAAGAGUCGGCCGUUAAUUAA
Molecule: messenger RNA, 294 nt
Organism: Trichophyton verrucosum HKI 0517
Lineage: Eukaryota; Fungi; Ascomycota; Eurotiomycetes; Onygenales; Arthrodermataceae
Exons: 1
Coding region: 1-294 (97 amino acids)
Source: RefSeq, a predicted model, not a curated record